UAGACAGCCAAACAUUCUAGCAGAGGAGGCCGGGCCAUUACAUUCCCACGUCGUGAGGGUCGGAACUCGGAUCUGUUGAUGCCGGCUCGUGCUCAAGUUGUCGAGGUAGAGCAUAAGUUCGAAGACCCCGCGACCGAUCCGCGCCCUAAUGCGUUUCUCGACAACGGAACAGGUGUAUGCCGCAUGUACCACGGUGAACACUGGGGCAACCCCCAUGGCUCUUUGUAUUCCCGGAAACCCACAUCCAAACCUGCUGAACGUCCUGCGGAACGUCCUUCGGAACGUCCUGCGAGUUCUCACCCGCAUCAUGCCGGAUACAAUUGGGGCGGACCGCCAGGGCAGCACUACCAGGCAGCUGUACCAUCUCUGUUUGUCCCGCCUCCGCAGAGGGCGCCGGAAUUGACAACCCAAGCCCCCCAUGUCCCCUAUGUCCCAUAUGUCCCCCAAGUCCGCCAACCCACCCAAUUUCCGGGCUUUGUCCCGUUUUGGGAACGGCCUGGUGCAUUAGACCCGCCCCCCGAGCGGCCGCCGGGCCACAUUCCGGCUUGGGAGCGACCGGGCGCCUUGGCCCACCCGUCACCAGUCAACCCCUUCUCAACAACCCAGCCCGCGGUUCCGGGCUUGCCACCCAAGCCGCCAAACCCCCCAGACCCCCUGGCAGGCUUUGACCAAGCCUGGCAGCAAAACAAGGAGCGCACCAAGCCGAAUUCUAAAACUGCUGGUAGCACCAAAUCGGCGUCCAACAACGCGCCGCAAAACUGGGGCGAUAACAACGAACCAGCAAAAGCACCUUCCAACAGUGGAGCAGCCGAUUGGGGCAAGACUAGCCAGGCAAGCAAGGCACCGUCCAGCAAGGAUGCGGCUGCCGGCUGGGGCAAUGCCAGCCAGGCAAGCAAGGCACCGUCCAGCAAGGAUGCGGCUGCCGGCUGGGGCAAUGCCGGCCAGGCAAGUAAGGUACCGUCUAACAAGGAAGAGACUACCGCCUGGGGCAAUUCCAGCCAGACUAUCAAAGCCAGCAAAGCGCCAUCUAAUAACAGCAAGAAGACAUCCAGUGGUAGCAACAAGAACGGCUGGACCGCCGGCGGCCCUAGCACCGUUUGGCCCAUCCCGGAAGUCGCAUUGGGAGGAGCAAACGUCAGCGAGGUGAAUACGGUCGUCGAUACCAAAAACCGGAAGAGCAGCAGCACCAAGAUGCCUGGCGGCUGGGAAUCUAACCUCGUAAGCUCAGCUUCGCGCGCACCCUCGCGCGCACCUUCGCGCGCAGCCAGUGCUACCCAUGGUGUUAGGGGGCUCGGAAUUUCCACCACCGCCUGGCAAGAUCCUACAGCAGCUCAAGCACCAGCCGAGCCGACGGCGUCGGGGUUGGUGCGCUGGGACCCAGACGAGGACACGACUCCCGUGACUCAAUGGGCUCCUAAUGCGGCAGCGGCUCCAGCAGCCCCGGCCUCCUGGGACGAGCCUUCAGCUGCAAAGAAAGACGAUACUCUCUGGUGAUGGAUAGGCUGGCAAAGACUGCUAGCCGAAGGAUGUCUUGACGGUUGUGGGCGGCUGUCAAUUAUGGCUGAGGUGUUUACGAGCGAGACCGGAUGUCUCCUGCUGUCUUUUCUUUUCUUGUUUAGCUUUACUUUUCCUCACCAACUCUUCAUUUUGUCUGUUUAAUGUAUGGUAGUGUGUAUAAAGACUCUUUUGUACGGAACGGCAUGUAUAAGAACCAAA
Messenger RNA from Lasiosphaeria miniovina, 1716 nucleotides. RefSeq lists its product as uncharacterized. Bases 79 to 1494 code for a protein of 471 amino acids. The transcript has a single exon. The record is from RefSeq and is a predicted model, not a curated record. NCBI's taxonomy places the organism in Eukaryota, Fungi, Ascomycota, Sordariomycetes, Sordariales, Lasiosphaeriaceae.